AAUUUAAAAAAAACCUGUACGUUGUUACAAUUCUCUAAACUACAAGCUAGUAUUGAACUUCAAGAUAGUAUUUCAAUUAGAUGGAUUUGUUUGGCAAUAACUUUGAAGAACAAGGAAGCAGUAUUUUGAAUUUUGAAAAUGAAGAAGUAAGAAACAUGAGCAUGGAAUCUGAACGAAUUGCACGAGAAAUAAAUUCAGCCUUUGUGGCAUAUAAACUAGGCAAUGACAUAAAAUAUACAGAGAAUAUGAACAAUAAGUUUUUCAAAUAUUGCGAAAAGAUGUAUAAAUUGCACAAUGAACAUCUUUAUAAAUUAUGUAGAGACGUAUUGCUUGAUUCAAAUGAGAAUAUCGAGACGUUUUUCAAAGACAUUUUAACAGAAAUGUUCAACGAUAAUGUCAUAAACUGGGGCCGUAUGAUGAUGGUUUUUGUGUUUGGAGCGAGGUUAGCUGUGUUAUGUAAAGAUAGAAAUAAAUCUGAUUUGAUUGAUCAAGUAAUACAGAGUGUAGACAAAUACGUGAAGACGGAAUUUUUGGAAUGGAUUAAUAUCAAAGGAGGUUGUAACAAUUUCGAUCAAUCGUAUACUCAACACAAACCGAUAGCAGAGAUUCCUCUAAUAAACGUUUCUUUUGGGUUAAUGUUAUGCCUAAUAGCAACUUUUUAUCUAUACAAACAUUUUGUCAAGGCUGAUAUAUGUGAAUUAUGUGUAUACAGACAACACUUUCUCCAGGAUGUUUCUUUGUCAGGCGUCAAAUGGUGUAUACAAUACCGAUAGGAACUAUGAUGGUGAACUUUACGAUAUAGAUGAACGGUUCAGAGUCAGAUGAAAAUGGUAAUGGAAUUUAACCCGAAGAAGAAAAUGAUUGUUUUAAUGAUCAUUAAAAGUAUUCAUAAGAACUGUAUAUAAACUAGCUGAAAAUAAAUUGAGAGCUUCUUUCGACACAUUUACUACCGACCUGCUUCCGACUAAAUUUUACUCAGUAUAUAUAUGUUUGUGUCCAAAAAUGUAUAAAAAGAGACUGCUAUGGUUGUCAAUUUGAUUGGCCUAGUCAAAUAGACCAUGAUGUCUGUCUUAUGAUGACGGAGAAGAAGCAGCUGGAAAAAUAUUUUAAUGAGGUAUUGAAUAAUAAUGGUUAUUUAGAUUUUGACAUUAUGUACAAUCAUUGGUUUUGGUUACGAGACGAAUCAAACAAGUUAACCUUUACAAUUCUAAUAAAUCAAAUUACAAAAGACGAAAAUCUAUAUAAUAAAAUGUUGAAUGUCAUGAAAAGUUAAGUAAAUGGAAUUGCAACGAUCUUAACUUAAUGCUAUGGAAAGCUAUUUUUUUCUCGUAUGUAUUACAUUUUUAUC
This is a messenger RNA of Anneissia japonica, 1348 nucleotides long. RefSeq lists its product as uncharacterized. Gene Ontology annotation, molecular function: protein heterodimerization activity; protein homodimerization activity. The record is from RefSeq and is a predicted model, not a curated record. Bases 81 to 773 code for a protein of 230 amino acids. NCBI's taxonomy places the organism in Eukaryota, Metazoa, Echinodermata, Crinoidea, Comatulida, Comatulidae. Gene Ontology annotation, biological process: extrinsic apoptotic signaling pathway in absence of ligand; intrinsic apoptotic signaling pathway in response to DNA damage; regulation of apoptotic process. Gene Ontology annotation, cellular component: mitochondrial outer membrane. The transcript is spliced from 2 exons.